This is a messenger RNA of Sphaeroforma arctica JP610, 312 nucleotides long. RefSeq lists its product as hypothetical. NCBI's taxonomy places the organism in Eukaryota, Ichthyosporea, Ichthyophonida. The transcript has a single exon. The record is from RefSeq and is a predicted model, not a curated record. The annotation marks the transcript as partial.
AUGGACGCUAUUAAGGGAAAGAUUGCUGCCUUGAAGGACGAGGCCCAUACCGCCACUGUCCGUGCAGAGGAGUCUGAGAAUGCUCUGCGUGAAGCACAGGCCAUUGCCACCACUGCCGAGAAUGAGGCGCACACACUGCGCAACAAGGUGGCUCUAUUAGAAGGCGACCUAGAGCGAGCUGAGGAGAAGGUCGAGGAAUUGUCUGAGAGGGCCAAGGACUCGGAGAAGCGUCUGGAAGAGUCCGAGCGCUUGUUACGCAACGGCGGCAAUGGCGACAAGGCCAUUGACAGAGUGGACGAGCUUGAGACUGAG